AAUACCAAAGUGUGGCCCAGGUUGGUAUCAGUCGAACUACAGCUGCCAAAGCAUUCCAAUUUUGAGUUUUUGGUGAAUACUCGUGAGCAUUUAUUUCAUUCUUUGAAAAUGAAGUCCUUCUGCAUCUUCGCCGCUGUGUUAGUUGCUGUUGCAGCUGAAAGCUACCCUGAGUGGUACAUCCAGCAGGGGAGGUACAGGCGCGACGUGACCCUUGACCAUAAGGUCGGUACCAACGGACGCGUCUUCGGAACACUUGGACAGAAUGAUGCUGGUCUGUUUGGCCGCGGCGGCUACGAGCAUAACAUCUUCGACGACCACCGUGGCAAGUUGGACGGACAGGUGCACGGCACCAGGGUCCUCGGGCCAUAUGGUGACUCCAGCCAUAUGGGGGGAGGCCUCAACUGGCAGAACUCUAACGCUGCCGCCUCCCUGGACUACAACAAACAGAUUCAUGGACCAUCUUCGUUCAACGCAGCCGCUGGAGGCAAAUGGCCAGUAGGUAAAAAUGGCGACUUCUCCCUCCAAGGAACCUACGGCAAAACAUCGGGCAUGCGUCACGACUAUGGAGGCCGGGGUGUCUUCAACUACCGUUGGUGAAGAAAUUAAAU
Pectinophora gossypiella (pink bollworm) is the source of this 608-nucleotide messenger RNA. RefSeq names its product gloverin-like. The record is from RefSeq and is a predicted model, not a curated record. The coding region runs from base 109 to 597 and encodes 162 amino acids. The transcript is spliced from 5 exons. Lineage: Eukaryota; Metazoa; Arthropoda; Insecta; Lepidoptera; Gelechiidae.